AUGGCUUCACGUGCAGCCGCUCUUGUUCUCAAGGCGGCCGUUUUGGCUGUCGUUCUCUCCAUGCUGGUCCUGCCUUCCUCGGGGCGUUGUACAUCGCUGGGACCGGCGCUCCCGCCACCACCGCAGGUGCGGGUUUCAGCAACUCCAGAGCCGCCACCACCGUCGGGGCCAAAGAUAACUUGCGCGGAUUGUAUGCAGUGCCGGGACUCGUGCAGCAGCGACUGCGCCGCUCUCAGCUGCCUCCAGGAAUAA
Molecule: messenger RNA, 252 nt
Organism: Triticum turgidum subsp. durum (durum wheat)
Lineage: Eukaryota; Viridiplantae; Streptophyta; Magnoliopsida; Poales; Poaceae
Source: the annotation of a GenBank genome assembly